Messenger RNA from Manis pentadactyla (Chinese pangolin), 2088 nucleotides. It is a transcript of the gene ATP6V1C1, whose product is annotated as ATPase H+ transporting V1 subunit C1. The record is from RefSeq and is a predicted model, not a curated record. Gene Ontology annotation, molecular function: proton-transporting ATPase activity, rotational mechanism. NCBI's taxonomy places the organism in Eukaryota, Metazoa, Chordata, Mammalia, Pholidota, Manidae. Gene Ontology annotation, cellular component: vacuolar proton-transporting V-type ATPase, V1 domain; lysosomal membrane. The transcript is spliced from 14 exons. The coding region runs from base 406 to 1554 and encodes 382 amino acids. Gene Ontology annotation, biological process: proton transmembrane transport.
CGCGGUCAGCUGACUGCUCCACUGGCACGUGACUUGCUCCGUGGGCGCUGGGGUCGAGGAAGCCGUGAGGCCGGAUCUUAGGUCGGGGAGGGAUGGAGCGCUGAUCCGCUAAAGUCUGCUAGGCUCUCCGCCUCCGUACCUUUUGCUGUUUCCACUUCCUCGUUGGACACCUUUCUGGGUCUUUGAGAAAAAGUAGAUGAACAUGCUAUUCAUUGCAUAGAUGGAACCUAUCUAGACCCUUGGAGCUAGAAACAGAGAUCAAGUGAUUUGUCUAGGUCUGACAUAACUUCCAUGGUCUUCUGACAGCUGGUGUAUUGUUCCUGCUGAUUACCUGCAAAAUAUUACCACAAUCACAUCUACAGAGAAGGAGUCCCUCUUGGUCUUGGAAGAAAUACUUGAACAAACAUGACCGAGUUCUGGCUUAUAUCAGCUCCCGGGGAGAAAACAUGUCAGCAGACAUGGGAGAAACUGCAUGCAGCAACCACAAAGAACAAUAAUCUUGCUAUUACUUCAAAGUUCAACAUUCCUGACUUAAAGGUCGGCACACUGGAUGUUUUGGUUGGUUUGUCAGAUGAACUGGCUAAGCUGGAUGCAUUUGUAGAAGGGGUGGUUAAGAAAGUGGCUCAGUAUAUGGCUGAUGUACUGGAGGAUAGUAAAGAUAAAGUUCAGGAGAAUCUGUUGGCCAAUGGAGUUGACUUGGUUACUUAUAUAACAAGGUUUCAGUGGGACAUGGCUAAAUAUCCAAUCAAGCAGUCCCUGAAAAAUAUUUCUGAAAUAAUUGCCAAGGGAGUGACUCAGAUUGACAAUGACCUGAAAUCUAGAGCAUCUGCAUAUAAUAACCUGAAAGGCAAUCUCCAGAAUUUGGAACGAAAGAAUGCAGGAAGUUUGCUAACUAGAAGUCUAGCAGAAAUUGUGAAGAAGGAUGACUUUGUUCUUGACUCAGAGUAUCUCAUCACAUUACUGGUUGUAGUUCCCAAGUUAAACCACAACGACUGGAUCAAGCAGUAUGAAACACUAGCUGAAAUGGUAGUUCCAAGGUCUAGCAAUGUUCUCUCAGAGGACCAAGACAGUUACCUUUGUAAUGUCACCUUGUUCAAGAAGGCAGUUGAUGACUUCAGACACAAUGCCAGGAAAAACAAAUUCAUCGUUCGUGACUUUCAGUAUAAUGAAGAGGAGAUGAAAGCAGAUAAAGAAGAAAUGAACAGGCUUUCUACUGACAAGAAAAAGCAAUUUGGACCACUUGUACGGUGGCUGAAAGUGAAUUUUAGUGAAGCCUUUAUUGCGUGGAUUCAUGUGAAAGCCUUGAGAGUUUUUGUUGAGUCUGUUUUAAGGUAUGGCUUGCCCGUGAACUUCCAAGCAAUGCUACUUCAGCCCAAUAAGAAAACAAUGAAGAAACUAAGAGAAGUAUUAUAUGAAUUGUAUAAACAUCUAGACAGUAGUGCAGCAGCAAUUAUUGAUGCUCCUAUGGAUAUUCCAGGCUUAAACCUCAGUCAACAGGAAUACUACCCUUAUGUGUACUACAAGAUUGACUGCAACUUGCUGGAAUUCAAGUAAAAAUGAGCUCCUCCUCAGACAAUCUUGUCCUUGUGUUGGUGUAUGCUAACAGAAAUAGGUUGCAGUAUGACAGUACUUUUAACUCUCUAUUAUCCUUUGCUUGCUUCUAACCUGUUUUCCUACGAGUUCUUCCAUAGUGGUCCAUUUCUCAACAUUUUCUUUUUAAAGGAAAAUAGAUGUCUUGUUUCUUUUUAUUAAUCAGGUCUGUAAAUGUGUACUAAAAAAUCAGAGUUUAUUUAUAAAACAGAUGAGUUUAUUUAAAGAGAAGGUCUUUCCUCAACGAUAUUGUGGUAUGUAUGCAUUAAUUCCAUUUGUUACUAUUGUGCACAAAAGCCUUGUUUACAAGGGAAUGGUAUAAACCUUUAUACCAUUUUGUUCACUGUAUGUAGUAGACAUAACUGUUUAAUAGUUAUUGAAUUGUGAUGUAAAGAAAUGUGACAAUAUUCAGGUAUAUGCUUUCUGAAUAUUUCAAAUUACAAUCUGUGAGUACUGUUGACACCUACAGGAGAGAAUAAAAUGACCUGUGCAAAGGUG